Molecule: messenger RNA, 905 nt
Organism: Centruroides sculpturatus (bark scorpion)
Lineage: Eukaryota; Metazoa; Arthropoda; Arachnida; Scorpiones; Buthidae
Product: GATOR complex protein DEPDC5-like
Exons: 8
Coding region: 57-890 (277 amino acids)
Biological process (GO): cellular response to amino acid starvation; positive regulation of autophagy; negative regulation of TORC1 signaling
Cellular component (GO): lysosomal membrane; GATOR1 complex
Molecular function (GO): GTPase activator activity
Source: RefSeq, a predicted model, not a curated record
UUGCUUUAGAUUCUGUAGAAUUGACUUUCAAAGAUCAAUAUCUUGCACGCAGUGACAUGUGGAGAAUUAAAAAAUGUUUGAUAAAUACUUGUGUAUAUAUAAACAAAAAGAUAGAAUUUUAUAGUAUUAGGUGUCAGGUGUUUGAGAUGUGGUCUCAGGGUGAGAGGGUAUCCUGUGGUGUUAUUACACCAGAUUCAAAAAUUGUUUAUCGUUCUGCUAGUAGUAUGGUAUAUUUAUUUCUCCAAAUGAGUUCAGAAAUGUGGGAUUUUGAUAUUAAUGGUGACCUUUAUUUUGAAAAAGCAGUGAAUGGAUUUUUGUCUGAUUUGUUUGCCAAGUGGAAAAAACUAAGUUGCAAUCAUGAUGUAACAAUAGUACUUUUUUCAAGAACAUUUUAUGAAGCACACAGUACUGAAGAAUUUCCUGAAUAUAUGAGGGAAUGCUUACAACAAGAUUAUAAGGGACGUUUUUAUGAAGAUUUCUACAGGGUUGCUGUGCAAAAUGAAAGAUAUGAUGAUUGGAGUUCAGUUUUAAUAAUAUUAAAAAAACUCUUCAAUAAAUAUCAGCAAAUGGUUUUAGAAUGUCAUCAAAAACCAGGAAUAAAAAUUCCACAUGCUGUUAAUUCAACAUCAUCUCAAGGAAAUUUUCUUGAAGUUCUUAACAUGUCAUUGAAUGUUUUUGAGAAACACUACAUGGAUCGUAGUUUUGAUCGUACUGGUCAACUGUCUGUAGUUAUAUCACCUGGAGUUGGUGUUUUUGAAGUUGAUCGUGAAUUAACUAAUAUAACCAAACAGCGAAUUAUAGAUAAUGGAAUUGGAAGUGAUCUAGUAUGUUUAGGAGAACAACCACUUCAUGCUGUACCAUUAUUUAAGGUACGUACUGUUUUAAAAUAGGGCCGCUGCAUUGCU